AGGUUCUUCCCUAAUAUCUAGUUUAAUAUAACCCCCUCAAAACCUUAAAGGAGAAACAAACCCUUCAUUGCUAUUGCAGCAGCAUCUGUCUUUAUUUUACUGCUGGUCCUGACUACUGAAACAAUGCAGCAAUGGAGAGCUUCAGUUACCUUCUUUACAGAAAGGGAGGAAAUCUGUACGGCUGUGUGGGAAAGAAACAAUGUGACACUGGUAACAAGACAGAAAUGGAGAAUUUAAGCUCAGCCUGCACCCACUUCUGUUUUGAUCUGUUCAAGAAGAUAAAUGAAAACAAUUCAACUGGAAAUCUCUUCUUCUCCCCUAUAAGUUUAUCAACUGCAUUGGCUAUGGUGUUUUUGGGGACGAAAGGUAAAACUGCAGAGCAAAUGUCCAAGACUCUGCAUUUUGAUGCUGUGAAGGACCUCCAUUCAAACUUUCAAACCCUAAAUGCUGAAAUUAACAAGAAAGAUGUUUCUACAUAUGCCUUAAAUCUGGCCAAUCGGCUGUUUGGAGAAAAGACCUUCAACUUCCUUCCAAAUUUUCUGUCAUCUGUCAAAAAACAAUACAGUGCUGACCUUGGGACUGUUGAUUUUAUUUCUGCGUUGGAAGAUGCCCGAAAAGAAAUUAACAAAUGGGUUUCAGAGCAAACCAAAGGUAAAAUUCCUGAAGUGUUGUCUACAGGGACAGUAGACCGCUCCACCAAACUAGUGUUAGUUAAUGCCAUUUACUUUAAAGGCGACUGGGCUAAAAAAUUCAAUGCUGAACACACCACAGAUAUGCCGUUCCAGUUAAAUAAGAAGGAACAGAAGACAGUUAAAAUGAUGUAUCAAAAGGAAAAACUUCCCUUUAACUACAUUCCUGACAUCAACUGCCGCAUCUUGGAGCUGCCGUACGUGGACUAUGAACUCAGCAUGAUUAUCAUAUUGCCCGAUAAUAUUAAUGAUGAUACCACUGGACUGCAGCAGCUUGAAAAGGAGCUAUCUUUAGAAAAAAUCCAUGAAUGGACAGAAAAUAUGAUGCCCACGGAUGUACACAUACAUCUACCAAAGUUCAAGCUGGAAGACAGUUACAAGCUUAAGUCACAGUUAGCAGGGAUGGGAAUGGUGGAUCUUUUUAAUUCAGGUAGUGCAGACCUUUCUGGGAUGUCAGGUUCAAAUAAUCUGUUUUUAUCAGAAGUGAUUCACAAGUCAUUUGUGGAAGUAAAUGAGGAAGGGACAGAAGCUGCCGCUGCCUCUGCUGGAAUUGCAAUGAUGUGCAUGAUGAGGGAAGAGGAAUUCAAUGCUGACCACCCUUUUCUAUUCCUUAUUCGUCACAACGCAACAAAAAGCAUUCUGUUCUUUGGAAGAUACUCCUCACCAUAACACUAAUCAAGUAGGAAUGUUCCACGCACCAUACCAUUGUCACAAAUCUUAUUGAAUUAAAUUUACUUUUUGCUUUCUUUAACCAAUAAAACCAAGAUUUGUGAUACAACA
Xenopus laevis (African clawed frog) is the source of this 1469-nucleotide messenger RNA. It is a transcript of the gene serpinb1.L, whose product is annotated as serpin family B member 1 L homeolog. The record is from RefSeq and is a predicted model, not a curated record. Gene Ontology annotation, molecular function: serine-type endopeptidase inhibitor activity. Gene Ontology annotation, cellular component: cytoplasm; extracellular region. Bases 132 to 1358 code for a protein of 408 amino acids. NCBI's taxonomy places the organism in Eukaryota, Metazoa, Chordata, Amphibia, Anura, Pipidae. The transcript is spliced from 8 exons.